AUGUUUGGAAAUAGUUCAAAUUCAACCCCAACGGAUGCGGCGUUGGAUAAGUUAAUUAAAAGAGCCACAGAUGAAACCUUAACCAAUGAUAAUUGGCAGUAUAUCUUGGAGGUUUGUGAUAAGAUUUCCCAAGAUCCUGAAGAGGCCACUAAACUGGCAAUCAAGUCCAUAUCACAAAGACUUGCCCUCAAGGAUGCCAAUGUCAACCUUAGAACAUUGUCAUUACUUGUGGCGGUUGCUGAGAACUGUGGAUCAAGGAUGAAACAAGAAAUUGCCACCACUCUGUUUCUCCAAGAACUUUUGAAGAAACUUGGAGAUAGACGAGUGCAUACGACCGUCAAGGAGAAGAUUGCUGAAGUGAUUAGCCAGCUCCAUGAGUCCUUCAAGGAUGAUCCAUCUUUGAAGCCAAUGACCCAGGCAUAUCAGAAGUUAAAUAAAAGCCAUAGAGGAGGUGCUGCGCCAGUGAAGCCAGAUAAAAGAGAAAUGACUCUGGCAGACCGGGCUAGAGAAGAAGAAGAAUUGCAAAGAACGUUGAAACUUUCGUUGAAUGAAUACGAAAGAGAACAACAGAUUUUCAAGCAAGGGAAAGUACCAGGUCAAUUGCCAGGAGUUGAUAUGGAUUACUUAAAGACUAAACCUUUACCUGAACGUCAAGAUUCACAAGAAAAAGUUGACAAGAAAAAACUGGCAACUCUGUCUCUGUUGGGAGGAGAAAAUUCCAAACAACUGAUUGCAACAAUAUCGAAGGUUCGGGCACUUUAUGAUCUCAUAUCGUAUGAACCUGAUGAACUUUCGUUUCGAACUGGAGAUAUUAUUACAGUUAUCGAAUCGGUAUAUAGGGACUGGUGGAAGGGUACUCUACCAUCAGGUAAGACUGGAAUUUUCCCUCUUAACUAUGUCACCCCGGUGGUGACAAAAUCACCUGAAGAGCUCGCAGAAGAGAUUGCCAAUGAAAAUAAACUUCUUUCCAUUGAUCUGAAGAAGGUAGAUCAGCUUUUGGCACUUCUUUCAAACCCAUCCACAGCAUCGGAAACAGAUGUGACCCGUCUUUACAAUGAGAUUGUGCCAAUACGUCCUAAACUCGGACAAUACAUUGAUAAAUAUAGUGUACGGAAGGAAGAGCUUAUGCAGUUGAAUGGACAACUCAAUGCAGAAGCCAAGGCAUACAAUCAAUUGAUGGAUCAUCUGAUUUCUCAACGAACAAAGCAGCAACAACAACAACAACAACAAACUGGCCAGGGCCAAGCGGGACUCCCAUACCCAUUUGCUGGUGGACAGUAUCCAUCACAAGCAUAUGGUGGACAGGUGCCACAAUUUGGUGGCCAGAUGACAUCUUCGUCGAGUCCACAAGCUUCCCAAUACACACAACUUGCGCAACAGCCUACAAGUAAUGGAUUUGGGAAUGGACCAGAUUACUCCCAAUACCUGCAAUUGAACUCUCCUCCCACACAGCAGACAUAUUUCCAGCCCCAACAGCCACAAUACACCGGUCAGAUACAACAAACAGCUACGGGCCAACCACAACGUACAGGCCCUAGGGACCCGAACCAAGGUCCAGGGUAUCCGAACGGGAACGGAUAUGGCGAGAGAAUCGGUGUAGGACAGGGACCAACUCAUUACCCAAGUCAACAAUUUCUGAAUAUCAACAACUUUCCGGAUGUAAGUAGUAUGUAA
Messenger RNA from [Candida] anglica, 1674 nucleotides. NCBI's taxonomy places the organism in Eukaryota, Fungi, Ascomycota, Pichiomycetes, Serinales, Debaryomycetaceae. The record is from the annotation of a GenBank genome assembly.